Molecule: messenger RNA, 1176 nt
Organism: Myiozetetes cayanensis
Lineage: Eukaryota; Metazoa; Chordata; Aves; Passeriformes; Tyrannidae
Gene: BCDIN3D
Product: BCDIN3 domain containing RNA methyltransferase
Biological process (GO): negative regulation of pre-miRNA processing; miRNA metabolic process
Cellular component (GO): cytoplasm
Molecular function (GO): O-methyltransferase activity; RNA methyltransferase activity
Source: RefSeq, a predicted model, not a curated record
AUGGCGGCGCCCAUGACGGAGAGGGACGCCUUUCAAUCUUCUCUGAUGACGCUGCCGCUUCGUCAUCGUCACCCCCGGAACGUUUGUUGCCCGGAACCUUCGUUCCCGGGCGCGGUUGCCGCCCCCGGUGAGGGGGAGGGCCACCCCAAGAUGGCGGCGCCCAUUGCCGAGGGGCCCCCCGGGCCCGAUCCCGGCCGAGGCUCCCGCGGGCCCGAUCCGGGAGCGGCUCCCUACGGGAAUUUCCCGAAUUAUUCCCGGUUCCACCCCGAGAGCCGCCUCCGCCUCGUGCCCCCCGGGCUGCUCCAGGCGCUGUUCCCCGACCGGCCCCGCCCGCUGCUGGGGCUCGAUGUGGGCUGUAACUCCGGGGAGCUCAGCCUGGCCCUUUACCGUCACCUGCUGAACCUCCCCGCCGGCUCCGACCCCUCCCCUUCCUGCCCCGAGGCCGGCCGGGAGCUCAACCUGCUGUGCUGCGACCUCGACCCGGAGCUGAUCGGGCGCGCCCGGCGGAGCAGCCCCUUCCCGGCCUCCUGCGUGUCCUUCCUUUCCCUGGAUAUCAUGGAUCCCGGCGCCAGGGGGCCCCUGCUGGGCUCCCACCUGCGGCGCUUCGGCCGCCGCCGCUUCGACCUGGUGUGCUGCCUGUCGGUCACCAUGUGGAUCCACCUGCGCCACGGCGACCGCGGGCUGCGGGAAUUCCUGGGAUUCCUCAGCUCCGCGGGCUCCGUCCUGCUCCUGGAGCCCCAGCCCUGGAAGUGCUACCGGGCGGCGGCCCGGAGGAUGCGCCGGGCUGGGCGGGAGGAGCCGGAGCAUUUCAGAUCCCUGGAGAUCCGCGGGGAUGUGGAGGGAGGGAUCGGGCGCAUCCUGAGCCGGGAGUGCCGCAUGGAGAGCCUGGGGUGCCUCGGAAGCACCCGCUGGAAGCGCAGCGUCCUGCUCUUCAGGGCCACGCGGGAAUGCGGCCUGGAGUGGCCUCUGGAAUGUGGGGAGGAGGGGGGGGAAUGUGGGGAGGAGGAGGGGAAGGAAUUCCUGCAGAUCGGCUCUGAGAGACAUCCAUGGGGACAGGAGCUCCUGCUCUUCAGGGCCACCCGGGAACGGGGCAUGGAGUGGCCUCUGGAAUGUGGGGAGGAUGGGGGGGAAUCUGGGGAGGAAGGGGUGAAGGAAUUCCCAAGUCCCAGCUCUUGA